This is a messenger RNA of Malurus melanocephalus (red-backed fairy wren), 3090 nucleotides long. It is a transcript of the gene NAE1, whose product is annotated as NEDD8 activating enzyme E1 subunit 1. Gene Ontology annotation, molecular function: ubiquitin activating enzyme activity; NEDD8 activating enzyme activity. Gene Ontology annotation, cellular component: cytoplasm; nucleus. Gene Ontology annotation, biological process: ubiquitin-dependent protein catabolic process; protein ubiquitination; DNA damage response. Lineage: Eukaryota; Metazoa; Chordata; Aves; Passeriformes; Maluridae. The record is from RefSeq and is a predicted model, not a curated record. Bases 31 to 1638 code for a protein of 535 amino acids. The transcript is spliced from 20 exons.
CCCCGCGCGUGCGCGGUGGGAGCAGUGGCCAUGGCGCGGCCGGGCCGGGGCGGCCUCAAGGAGCAGCGCUACGACCGCCAGCUCAGACUGUGGGGUGACCAUGGCCAAGAAGCAUUGGAAUCUGCCCAUGUUUGUUUGAUAAAUGCAACAGCAACAGGAACAGAAAUACUCAAAAACUUGGUGCUGCCAGGUAUUGGUUCUUUUACAAUUGUCGAUGGGAAUCAAGUCACUGGAGAAGAUGUUGGAAAUAAUUUCUUUCUACAAAAAAGCCAUAUUGGUCAGAAUCGUGCCCAGAGUGCCAUGGAGCUGCUGCAGGAAUURAACAGUGAUGUUUCUGGAAACUUCGUUGAAGAGAGUCCUGAAAAGCUUUUAGACAACGACCCUUCCUUUUUUAAUUGGUUUAACUUAGUGGUUGCAACACAACUACCAGAAAGUACGUUACUGCGUCUGGCUGAAGUUCUCUGGAAUUCCAACAUUCCUCUGCUGGUCUGCAGGACUUAUGGCCUGGUUGGUUAUAUGAGAGUCAUUAUUAAGGAACAUACAGUUGUUGAAUCUCACCCUGACAACAUGUUAGAAGAUCUGAGACUGGACAAACCAUUUCCAGAACUSACAGAACACAUUCAGGAUUAUGACUUGGAUCAUAUGGACAAAAAGGACCACAGCCACACUCCAUGGAUUGUGAUUGUAGCCAAGUAUAUAACAAAAUGGUUCAAUGAGAAAAGUGAUCAGUUGCCCAAGAGUUACAAAGAGAAAGAAGCCUUCAAACAACUGAUUCAGCAAGGUAUCUUAAAGAAUGAAAAUGGGACCCCAGAAGAUGAGGAAAACUUUGAAGAAGCUAUAAAAAAUGUGAACACAGCAUUAAAUCGUACAGAGAUUCCAAGGGGCAUUGAAGAGCUUUUUAAUGAUGAUUGCUGCCUGAAACUCACAGAGCAGUCACCUUCCUUCUGGAUUUUAGUUCGAGCUUUAAAGGAAUUUGUGGCAAACGAAGGGCAAGGAAGCUUGCCUGUGCGGGGCACCAUUCCUGAUAUGACAGCAGACUCCAGUAAAUUCAUCAAACUGCAAAACGUAUACCGUGAAAAAGCAAAGAAGGAUAUUGCUGCUGUGGGUAGCCAUGCUGCUAAAUUGUUACAGUCCCUGGGCAAGGCACCUGAGUCUAUUUCAGAGAGAGAAUUGAAAUUGUUCUGCAGCAACGCCGCCUUCCUGCGUGUGGUGCGGUGCCGCUCUCUGGCUGAAGAGUACAGCCUCGACUCCUUCAACAAGGAUGCCAUCAUUUCCCAUAUGGAUAACCCAGACAGUGAAAUAGUGCUGUACUUGAUGCUGAGGGCUGUCGAUAAGUUUUACAAGCAGCAUGGGAGAUACCCAGGUGUCUACAACUACCAGGUAGAAGAUGAUAUUGGAAARCUAAAAUCAUGCCUUACUGGUUUCCUCCAAGAACAUGGGCUGUCUAUAGUGGUGAAAGAUGACUAUGUUCAUGAGUUUUGUCGCUAUGGAGCUGCUGAGCCUCACGCUGUUGCUGCCUUCAUGGGAGGAGCUGCUGCACAGGAAGUUAUCAAAGUCAUUACAGGGCAGUUUGUUAUUUUUAAUAACACUUUUAUUUACAGUGCAAUGUCACAGACUUCAGCAACUUUCCAGCUGUAGGAUAAGCUCUUGCAUUCGAUGCCUCCAGGCACUGCUGCUGCUGUAUUUACAGAUUUUACUGUAUUUACAGUUCUGUAAAUACUGUGGUGUUCUGCCACUGACUGGACUGUUCUGUAACGUAUUACCUGUUAAUUAAGGUUCCUUCAUUUUUAAUUAUCUUCUUUUUGUUGCUGUUUCCUGAGGAAAAAUAAAAUCAUACCAUGUCCGGACAAUUUUUUUAAAUCUAGAAUUUUCUGAUUUACCUUUGAAAGAAAAAGGCAGCAGCUAUUUUUGGCAGGGUAAGUUKCAUUUACAAAUUGGCUUAUCUGGUUUGCAGCAGAACUGAGUAUUUUGUAAAAGCUGCCCAUCAGCUUGAGAGCAGAGAAGGUGUAAAAGGGUGAGAGAGGGUGAUGGAGCUCUGAUGAUCUGAGGAUCCAGUGGUGAGAAGUGGAAGCUGAAAUACCUUUUAUUGAGUUGGGGAGGAUUAGGGAAAGAGUGUGUGCCUGAAAGCUUGGUUCUGUCAGCUCUAUUCACCCAGCAGAAGUAUUUUUUUUYCCCACACUGUUGUGUGUGGCCAGUGCCAAGCAAUGGCAGUUCUUCCUGUUGAGGGGCAUUACAGCCUCCAAACUGUGCAAACAUGAACUGCAAAGUGUGAGCUGCAUUGAAAYGUCUUCUGCAGGACUCUGUUCUGGGUCUGGUCCUGUUUAAUGUGUGUAUUGAUUUGUGUGUGGGAAUUGAGAGCACCCUCAGUAGUUUGUGGGAGUGUGGAUCUGCUGGAGGACAGGAAGGCUCUGCAGUGAGAGUGGGACAGACUCCAUCAAUGGGUUGAGGACGGUGAUGUGAGGUUCCACAAGGUCGAGUGUCACGUUCUGGAGGUCACCAGCUGGUUCAGUAGGAACCAGCGUGUACCUGAAUGGGCAAGAGGAUAAUGGCCCCUGGUCUGUAUCAGCAGUAGUGUGGGCAGCAACCAGGACAGGGAUUGUCCCUCUGUGCUGGGCACUGCUGAGGCCACACCUCGAGUGCUGUGUCCAGCUCUGGGCCCCUCAUGUGAAAAAGGACACUGAGGGGCUGCAGUGUGUCUGGAGAAGGGCAGCAAGGCUCAUGAAGGGUCCAAAGAACGUCUUACCCAGAUUAGAUGAGGGAGCUGGUUUGUUCAGUCUGGAGGAGGCUCGUGAGGGACUUCAGCUCCCUGCUGAGAGUAUGCAGUGAGSUGGGGCCUGGUCUCUGCUGUGUUUGCAGUGAGAACCAGAGSAAAUGGCCUCAGGUUGGGAGUGGAAAUUCAGAUUAGRUUUCAUAAAAAUUUUUUUUACUCUUCAGGUGUUCAGGCCUGGCAAUAGGUUCGCAAGGGAGCUGGUGGAGUCACCGUCCCUGGAGGUGUUAAAGAGGCCUCUGGAUCUGGCACUGGGAAAUGGUUUAGUGGUUUAGGGUUUGCAGUGGCAGUACUGGGCUAACGUCGAACUGGAUGCUCUUAGA